AUCCAGUUUAAUUCUUCAUAUAUUCACACACUGCAAUCUGUUGUUUUGAUGUUGGCUGUUUGGUUAAGUUGCUGUUCAGAUAAAGUCCCAGGACCGUUGUAUGUUGUAUGUUUAGAGUAGGACGAAACGAAAGGAAAUGCUUCUACUCGUGUGUAGCUUUCAGAACUUGAUUGGAUGAAACGAUUCGUGGUUAUCAGGACAGUAACACCGGUUAUGAUUGUAGUGGUAGUAGUAGUAGUAAGAGCAGUAACGCGGUCGGUAAUUCCUGAAAACUGACAGCAUACGGCAUCUCGGUGCAAAGCAUUCGCUGGGGAGAGGACUUUAGUCUGAGAGGGAGAGUGCGAAUGUUUGAGAGACUCGUAGGAUGACAGGUGACACGGGAAAACCGAAGAAGGCUGUUCUGAGAGUCUUCCCGCGAGGUUCACGGUUCCGGUUGGAACUGUUUUGAAUUCAGAGCAAGAAACGUGGAACAAGGAUACGGGUGUGUUAUCGUCAUCGUUGUCGUCGUCGUCGUCGUCGUCGUGAUCGUUGUGUCGUUGUUGUCGUCUACGUGUUUAGUUGUUUUCAUAAGUUUGUUAUUUGUCCGGUAAAACAAACGGUACACAGAACAGAGAAGCUCAAAGCUUUCGAGACAAGAGGAAAGUUUCACGGAACGGCUUCUUAAGAAAAGAGGCCGGAGACGAAAACAAACUACACGUUAAGGAUAAAUUUAAAUGUUCGAAACAGUAAAGAGAAAAUAUUACAGGGAUCUACCUUACGCGAUAAAGUUUAAGUUUCGAAAGAAAUCAACAAAAUUCUUGGAACAAGAAGACUCACAAAAAUAUCAGCUAAUGUUUAGAGUUAUCGGGAAGUGAACACUCAAAUCAAGUUUAAUUAAAGAGGACAUCGAUCGACACGGGACUCUGUUGUUAUCUAGUGUGUUAUCAGUACAAACUUAAAGCCCGUUUGUAUACGGCGUAAAGUGAGAGAAGUCCAGAUUUUGGACAAACAGUUGAAGCAGAAGUGUGUCUCGUUGCUGGAGCAGUUGCUAACCAUCUGAUCCAGACCGGUUUCGUAGGCUGUGUGUGAACGGAAUUGAAACCGCUCUCGCCGGCUUUCCGAGUGACACGGGACGUGGACGAGGAUGCAACUGCAGCAGCCAGCCUUGCAUAUCCUGUCCAUUGCAGUGUAGCGGUAGUCCACAAUCCAAAGCCCUGGUAGCAAGUAGUAGAACGUGAGUGGGUGCCAAGCUUGUAGCACAUUCCGCCGAUUUCAGUGUCGGUCACGCACGCACGUCGUUAUUGUUGUGUUUUUCCGUUCUCAGUGUAGUUCACCGGAACUCGGUCUAUUGAGCGUGUGUACUUCGUAUUUCCUGAUCAGUUCAACGGAUUCGCAUCGCGACGCCCAUCGCGUUAUCAAAAUCCGAUACCACAACAAGCAACAACAACAACAAAAACAAAAACACGUAACACAAUCCCCCAAGAAAUCACAUCAAAAAAAGUGCCUAACCACAAUUUAUCUGUUUUCGGUGUUGAAAAGUGUAUUGAUCUGUUUUUCUUCGAUUAACCAUCGAAAAGUUUCCGCUGAAACUCGACAGAAAUAUACCACCUGUUACGACGGUUAUCUGCUUUCGAAGGAACGGCACUGACUACGAUCUGAUUCGUUUCGUUCCGACGUCGGUGCCUGUUUGUGUGAGUGUAUGCAACCUUAAAGCAGCACUUUUCCGCGAUGCGAAACGAAGGGCAUUGAAAGUUUAGAUGUGAAAAUUGAUUUUUUCGUCCUGUUUUCCUAAUUUGGUGAAAUAUAAAAUUCUAUCGUGGACAGAGAAAAAAAAAGUGACUCAACCCGACGAAGAAGUACACGUGGGAAAACAAAUUUAAUUUAAAGUUUUUGUGUUGAGUGCACUUUCUUGAACCAAAGUUUUGCCAGGAAAGGAAGAAACAGGCUGCAUAUCCGAAUCAGAAAUAAAGUGAAAAAAGAUUGAGUUGGUUUGUAGUCCCGAUAAAGUUGAUUGAGAGGUUCCGAUCCCGAGAGGGGACGAAAGAGCCGAAAUCGCACGUGUAAUCGAGUUUCGCCCGGUGAAAGUUUUAUUGUGUUGCUCAUCUAUCAAACGAAGAAGGAAAGAAUUGAACAAAAGUGGAACCAGACCCGAUUGAAAAUUUCGGCAUUUGAAUGGUAGAUCUCGAUUCUAGUCCACUUCCAUCGUCAUAAAGUUUAGCUUUCGGGUAGAAAAGGGUAAAAAGAAAAAAAAAGUUCGACGAACGCGUUGUGUCUGUGAAACUAAGGAAUUUGCUGAAGGAAAAGUGUGAUAUAGUGGGACUGUGAUAGUAUUCGGUGGCCACGUCGAGACCGACAGAAUUUGAAAUUUCCGCCUCAAUUUCGAACACGCUCGGUGCAAAAUAAAGCCGGAGCCCUCUUCUUUCCCGUUCGACCAAAACGGCAUGACUCGAGAGUAAUAUCCGAAAAUCGUGCUCUGGCGUAAUAAUUUCUAAUAAUAGUUGCAAUAACAAUAUCAUUUGAGAGAAACACCUCCAAGUUCAGGGCCUGUGAGUGUGAGUGGAAGAAAUGGUGUUUUGUUGCAGACGGUGAUCAGAGCUUCGAGGUCCAGUGUGAAAGGCAAAAAGGAGGAAACGUUGUGUGCUCUCAUAUUACUAAGUGUGGUGGAAAAUAUUAAUGAGUUCAGAAAUAUAAUAAUAAAAACAGCUCAUAAAUAAUAACGUCGAGUCGAAGUUUUUGGGAUGUGUAUGUGUGGAGUGUGAUUUCCCCGAGUCGUGUGAAAGGUUCGAGAAAUCAGGCUUCAAAAGUGCUUUCGAGAAAGUGUGCCAUAUGGUGGGGCAGUAGAAGGAGCACAGUGUGAAGCAAAUAAAGCAGAUAAAAGAAAUUACAAAUCAUAAGCGAAAGCGCUUCCGAGUGAUGUGAGGAGAAGUGGAAAAUGUAUGCGUUUUAUUAGUCCUUUCAUUGCAAAGGCAGACGAAAAAUCAGAAGAAAAAACAAGUGUGCUGCACGGCGCGAGAAAAGGAGAUAAAAAAUAAGUGUGUAAUAAUAGUGCAAUAAUUCUCCACUCACUGUGAGCUACGAAAUGAUACUCUACUUUCAAUGAAAAGGAAACAAAAACGUUCCAGUCCGGUUCGCAGCGAGUAGUACAAACAAGGCCGAGGAACAUUCAAAAGAAGAGAGCGAACAUUCAACAAAAGGAAGCACAGUCAAAGCGAGUAAAUACUAUCAAAAAAUUGGAAACAAAAAAAGCAUUAAAAAUAGAAGGAAAGCCUCACUCACUUUCCGAUGAAAGACGGAAGGUGCACCGACGAGCGAAAGAAAAAAAAGUAAAAGCUCCACCACCCCCCGCCUGUGCCUGUGCGACUGGGAAAUUUUCACAUCAACAAAAACCAACUGAUACAAGUUGCGAACCCCCAACCGAAGGAGUGUGAAGAAAGUGAAAAGUGCUUUUUGUCGACAGCAGCAGCAGCCGGAGCAGGAGGUGCUUCGUCGAUAUUUUGAAUUCGACCAAAUGUUGGCCUUUCAUAACGAACAUAUAACAAGCUGUGCGUUUUUGACGUAUUUCGGUCCGGAGAACGCGAUUAACGCUCAGGGCGUUGUACAUGAAAAGCAGACUUCACCUGGGGUUUAUCUCAACCGAUUUCUUCUCUCAUGCGCUGCAGAAGAGGCCGUCUCUUCUACCAGCAAAAUGAAUCGGUAUGUACUACUGGAACAACUUUCUAAUGCAAAUAUGGCUUCCAUCACCAACCAGAACCCCACCGACUCGCGCGUGAAGAUUUGUGACAAACAGGUUAUGCCUCGUAUUUCAAACACUCAUCCUCGUUCGACGGUAUUUGUCUCGCGUAUUUGCGAAAAACGAUGACAAUUCUCCCAGCAAACCCACGACGCAAACGAGGCUAGCGGUUUGUGGGUAAACUCAUAACGAGCUAGAAAGUAAAUUGUAAAUAAAUAUCCAUCAAUGCUGGAGAGUGAACGAUGCAACGGCUGAGAGUGACCAUCAAUAAAAUUGAAAGCUUCUCGUACAGUUUUAUGAGCUUGCACGUACCUACAACUCUAGCAUUGCAUUGUCUACCGGAAGGGAGAAACAACAAACACCGUGAA
Molecule: messenger RNA, 4077 nt
Organism: Topomyia yanbarensis
Lineage: Eukaryota; Metazoa; Arthropoda; Insecta; Diptera; Culicidae
Exons: 5
Coding region: 3488-3838 (116 amino acids)
Source: RefSeq, a predicted model, not a curated record